This is a messenger RNA of Pieris rapae (cabbage white), 1244 nucleotides long. It is a transcript of the gene Ada, whose product is annotated as adenosine deaminase-like protein. Gene Ontology annotation, biological process: adenosine catabolic process; inosine biosynthetic process. Lineage: Eukaryota; Metazoa; Arthropoda; Insecta; Lepidoptera; Pieridae. The record is from RefSeq and is a predicted model, not a curated record. Gene Ontology annotation, molecular function: adenosine deaminase activity. Bases 174 to 1229 code for a protein of 351 amino acids. The transcript is spliced from 8 exons.
AAAGAUUGUAACAAAAAAAAAUUAGUUUCACAAAACAUACUUUAUUUAAAAUCUACUUACCAUAAUCAUUGAAUACAGCGAUCCCUACUAAUUAUUUAAAAACAACUUAAUGUUUACACUUAGGAAACCAUUGCUUCUCUAGCCAACUGCUGUUCCGGCUACAACAUUUAUUUAUGAUGGACAGCAAUAAACUCUACCCGGCAAUACCUAAAGUCGAGUUACAUGCUCAUUUAAAUGGGUCCUUAAGCCGCAGUACAUUGCUUGAACUUAAAAGAUACAAUGCUGAUACUGGUGUAACUGAUACAUCUGAUGCUUUUUUGGAUGAAUUUCAAAUUGGUGCUGGAGACACUCGGAACUUAUCAGAUUGCUUUCAAGUUUUCAACAUAGCUCAUCGGCUGACUAGAACUCCAGGAAGUUUGGCUUUAGCCACAACACUAACACUAAAAGAAUUUCAAGAUGAUGGUUGCUGUUAUAUUGAAUUGAGAAGUACACCUAAAGAAACACCAUUUAUGACAAGCAGACAAUAUAUUGAAACUGUUUCUGAUACAUUAAGAAGCAAUGCACAUCUCCCAAUCAAAUCUAGACUUAUUGUAUCCAUAAAUAGAAACAGUUCAAUUAAAGAAGCAGAAGCUAUAUCAGAGUUAACUAUCAGUUGUUACAAACAAUAUCCUGAUGUUAUUGUUGGUAUUGAAUUAAGUGGAGACCCCAAUAUAGGUCAAUUUAAAGACUUUGUGCCUUCUUUGACAAAAGCUAGAUGUGCUGGUUUAAAAAUAACUUUGCAUUGUGGUGAAGUAUGUAACCCCAAAGAGGUACUGGAAAUGUUAAUUUUUCGCCCAGACCGUAUUGGUCAUGGAGUUUGUAUACACCCAAGCUUUGGUGGUACACAAGAAACAUGGGAUGUUCUAUGUAAAUUUCAAAUACCUGUUGAAAUUUGUCUAACUAGCAAUGUCAAUACCAAAUCAACUCUGGAUUACAAUUCACACCAUUUUAAGGAACUAUAUAAUGCAAAUGUUCCAGUAAUCAUAUGUACUGAUGAUAAGGGAGUGUUUUGUACAUCUUUGUCUCAAGAAUACAGAAUAUGUGCGGAUGUGUUUGGUCUCCAACCACCACAAUUAGCUAAAAUGGCACUCAAUGCAGUGGAUUAUGUGUUUGCCAGGGAAGAACAAAAAUCCAUCAAAGAGAAGAUUUUGAAUUUUAUUAACAAAAAUGGUUUAGAGUGUAUGUCAUAGAAAUAAAUUUAAAAA